CAGUCAAAACAAUAACUGGUCACCAUGUCUGACUCCUUUGCCGCCCAGGCCCAAGACUUGGCUCCACAACAGGGCUACUACUUUUUUUCUAGCAGCUUGCUCUUGGCCCUGGAAUCGCCGUCUCCGACGUCUCUUUGCAGCAAUCAACCAUGGAUUCAGAUGCGGAUAUGGAAGAUUAUGGCUUUGAGUAUUCUGAUGAGGAGCCUGAAGAGCAAGAUGUUGACAUCGAGAAUCAGUACUACAAUACUAAAGGACUUGUGGAAGCUGAUCCUGAAGGAGCGCUAAAGGGGUUUGCGGAAGUUGUGAGGAUGGAAGGAGAGAAGGGGGAGUGGGGAUUCAAGGCGCUGAAGCAAACAGUCAAGCUUCAUUAUCGGGUCGGUAAUUACAAGCAGAUGAUGGAUGCGUAUAGAGAAAUGUUGACCUACAUCAAGUCGGCUGUUACUCGGAAUUACAGCGAAAAAUGUAUCAACAACAUCCUUGACUUUGUAUCAAAUGGCGCUAAUCAGAACUUGGAGUUGCUUCAGGAGUUCUACCAGACCACUCUAAAGGCCUUGGAAGAAGCUAGGAAUGAGAGAUUAUGGUUCAAAACGAACUUGAAGUUGUGCAAAUUGUGGUUUGAUAUGGGAGAAUAUGGUCGAAUGAACAAAAUCUUGAAGGAGCUUCACAAAUCUUGUCAAAAGGAAGAUGGCACAGAUGACCAGAAGAAGGGCACGCAGCUGCUGGAAGUUUAUGCGAUUGAAAUUCAGAUGUAUACAGAGACUAAGAACAACAAAAAACUUAAGCAACUAUACCUGAAAGCGCUGAACAUAAAGUCUGCUAUUCCGCAUCCACGCAUUAUGGGGAUCAUCCACGAAUGUGGAGGGAAAAUGAACAUGGCUGAGCGGCAGUGGGCCGUUGCAGCCACUGACUUUUUUGAUGCAUUCAAGAACUACGAUGAGGCUGGUACCCACAGGAGAAUCCAGUGUUUGAAGUACUUGGUGCUUGCGAACAUGCUUAUGGAGUCUGAGGUGAACCCAUUUGAUGCUCAGGAGGCUAAACCAUACAAGAAUGAUCCAGAAAUUUUGGCAAUGACAAAUUUAGUGGCUGCCUAUCAAAGGAAUGAAAUUCUUGAGUUCGAAAAAAUUCUCAAGAGUAACAGAAAGACCAUAAUGGAUGACCCUUUCAUUCGGAACUACAUUGAAGAUCUGCUCAGUAAAAUCCGCACGCAAGUGUUGCUGAAGCUCAUUAAACCUUAUACCCGAAUACGUAUUCCCUUCAUAUCUAAGGAGCUGAACAUACCUGAAAAGGAUGUGGAGCAACUCCUUGUAUCUCUGAUCCUGGAUAAUAGAGUACAUGGUCAUAUUGAUCAAGUAAACCAAUUGCUGGAACUUGGUGACAGGUCCAAGGGGUUGAGGAAAUAUACAGCGAUUGAUACAUGGAACACUCAACUGAAGUCUCUCUCGCAAACAGUGACGGCCAGGAUUGGUUAGAAACUUUCUCUAAUUUAAUUCUACAGCUCUGGCGCACACUAACAUGUGCGACAACUUUCCGUCCAUGUCUCUUUACUAGUGUACAUUUUGGGGGUACUAGUCUGAACUACUUAGGGUUUCGUGGGAUCAAUAUUUCACGUGAGAGAGGCCCCUUUCGGCGACCUUUUCAUGUAGAUUGAGUUGGCAUACUGUUUUUGUAGGCGCCUGUGUUAGCCCACCAGCACUAGUUAGAAACGGAAUACAAUAUUUUGAUACGGUAUAAACACCUGUUUCAAGGUGCUGAUUCUGUUCUAUGAAUGGUGCAAGACACCUGCCCUUGUUAGCACACAA
This is a messenger RNA of Physcomitrium patens, 1799 nucleotides long. RefSeq names its product COP9 signalosome complex subunit 2. Lineage: Eukaryota; Viridiplantae; Streptophyta; Bryopsida; Funariales; Funariaceae. The record is from RefSeq and is a predicted model, not a curated record.